AAAACACACAAACCAAUACAGAAGUCAAGGCUAUAGUCAGAUCUCAGUAAGUUUCACUUCUCAAUUAAACAGGAAGUUGCAGAUGAAUAAAUGACAAAGAAACAGUAAAGACGCUCGUUCAGGAGCUGACAUUCAACUUGGCAAAUACCGCAUACUUCAUCCUGCAGUAUUUCAGGGGACCCAGGAAAAUGCUUCCACCCUUGAUAGUAAUGUUCACGCUCAUCUCUUUUACCUGUGGAGAAAAUCCUGCAAUACAAGUCACCCUGACUGACAAAGGGCUUCAGUAUGGAAAGAAUGUAGGUGCAGGAUGGGUUCAGGAGAGGCUGAAGCUUGUCACUCUCCCUGACAUCAAUGGUAAAAUCGGCUUCGGGAUCAUCAACAUAGACUACACACUAACAGGCAUCACCAUAACAAAGUGUGACUUGCCGCAGCCAUCUGUUCAGUUCUAUCAGGACGUCGGAGGUUUCAAGACAUCCAUCUCUGGCCUCAGUGUGGCACUAUCCGGCGGGUGGAUGACAAACUUUGGCAUAAUACAUGACGGGGGAUCAUUCAACAUGGCUAUAUUUAAUAUGGAUGUGACCUCUGUAGUGGAGCUGGGGAAAGAUGCUAACGGGCAUCUGUCUGUCACAAGUGUCCACUGUGAUGCACAUAUUGGAGAUGAGAACAUACAAUUUCACGGUGGAGCUAGUUGGAUCGUCCAGGAGCUUGUGGAUUAUUUCAAGGGGCAUAUCAAGGGUGAAAUAGAGGGCACAAUCUGCCCUUAUGUGAAGGAAUCCAUUGUAACAUUGGAGUACCACCUACAGGCCAUGAAUGUUUCCUUUGAUGUGGAUGAAGCCUUUACUUUUGACCUCUCUCUCACCGGCGCACCCCUCAUUAAUGCUUCAAGUAUGAAUCUGGGUCUUAAGGGAGAGUUGUACGAUAUCAAAACUCACACAGACCCUCCCUUUGAGGCCCAGCCUUUCACCCUGCCUGAGCAGCCGGGCUACAUGUUGUCAGUGGGCCUGUCUGAGUUCACUCUGAACUCUGCCUCAUAUGGACUCUACUCCGCUGGAUGGCUUAAGGCACUAAUCACUGACAGCAUGAUACCUCCACACUUCCCUGUGCGCCUAAAUACCAGCUCAAUGGGGCCUUACAUUCCUCAGCUUCCCAAGAUGUUUCCAGGUCUGCUAAUGAAUCUGCACAUUUAUGCUAGAGAGUUGCCAAUGUUUUCCUUCCAUCCCGGUGUUGUUAAACUGGGCUUUCCGGGCGCUGUUAAAGCUUUCGCCAUCCAGCCAAAUGGCACCCAGACCCCACUGUUCAAACUCGAUGUUGACUCAAAAUUCAGUGGUAAAGUGCAGAUUGUUGGUGGAAGACUGAACGGCUCCAUGUCAUUGGAUAAUUAUACACUGACACUGGCGGCGAGUGAAGUGGGACCUUUUAAGACCGAUACUUUAGAACGCUUUGCGAGGCUGGGAAUGAUGAUGGCCUUAUCAAAACUGAAUGUGGCACUGAACAAAGGUGUUGAUUUACCCAGAAUGAGACACGCACAGCUGGUUAACACACUUCUGAGUGUGGAAGAGGGAUUCAUAGCCGUCUCUUCAGAUGCUCAGGUGCUGACAGACAGAGGCUUCAACUGACAAACAUCGAAACUUUAAACAAGUAAACAACCUGGAUUUGUUUACAUCUACAGCCUUAUAAAGUGGUAUUCAGCCUCAAAUCUGAUCUUUUUUAACACAAUGUACUAACAUUAAAUAUAUUCUUGAAAGUGCAUUUCGACUGUUUUAAUGUAAACAACAAAACAUAGCUAAUUCAAUGGGUUGAAAAUCUUAUACAUACAGUAUAUAAUUUCCAUUAGACAGAGAAAAAGUGUAAAUUUCAUUUUAAAGCCAAUUUUAUAUGAUUUGCAUUACAUUAUUUUCUCUUUCAAACACCUCUCAUGACUUAAGGUUUUGUUUGUAGAAAAAUUAGACAAUUAUGGUCUGUUGCAGAAUGCUGUAAGAAAUAGGCCAUUGUUCAUACUACCACCAGAGGGCACCGCAUUUAAAAUAUACAGAAAUGUUUUAGAAAUACAAGGUCAGGAUUGUACAGUAGUACUGGAUGGGGGAAUAAUUCAAAUGUUAUGCAAUCUUUGAUCCCCAGGAAUAGGAAUAUCUUCUUUUAUCUGCAUUUAUCAAUUAAGAACCAAUUUAGUGGCAUUGUGAAUAAAUGAUAAAUUUG
Etheostoma spectabile (orangethroat darter) is the source of this 2196-nucleotide messenger RNA. It is a transcript of the gene bpifcl, whose product is annotated as BPI fold containing family C, like. NCBI's taxonomy places the organism in Eukaryota, Metazoa, Chordata, Actinopteri, Perciformes, Percidae. Gene Ontology annotation, molecular function: lipid binding. The transcript has 16 exons. Bases 189 to 1616 code for a protein of 475 amino acids. The record is from RefSeq and is a predicted model, not a curated record.